Asparagus officinalis (garden asparagus) is the source of this 1166-nucleotide messenger RNA. RefSeq lists its product as uncharacterized. NCBI's taxonomy places the organism in Eukaryota, Viridiplantae, Streptophyta, Magnoliopsida, Asparagales, Asparagaceae. The record is from RefSeq and is a predicted model, not a curated record. Gene Ontology annotation, molecular function: rRNA (uridine-N3-)-methyltransferase activity. Gene Ontology annotation, biological process: rRNA base methylation. Gene Ontology annotation, cellular component: cytoplasm. The transcript has 3 exons. The coding region runs from base 332 to 988 and encodes 218 amino acids.
CUUCUCUCUCGGCGUUUGGUUUGGUUCCUCGAAGCAUAACAAUUGGCUUCUGGGCACAACAACUAUAUCACUCUAAAAUGACGUGGGAAAGAGGAAUUUGAGUUUCGUGUGGUAAUCUUACCCUUGGUAAGAUGAAUCUUUUGAUUGGUUUCCAAACUCUUCACCUUCACUAUAAUCAGACUUACAUUUACUACUAACUGCCUCGAAAACGCUCUCUCUCUCCCUUGGAAAUAGGGGAGAUUCAAAAUGCAUAUUCUUUGCCACUCUACUCUAUGGUUUCGUGUAUAAAUUUACCCUCAUCUUCUCUGAUAAUUACUAGGUGAUGCUUUGAAUGGGUGAGUCUACUCUCAGUCGCAGAGGAAAGAGACGAGAGAAAUGGAUAAAACACUACUCCAGUUCUCACAAGAUUUUACUUGUGGGAGAAGGAGAUUUUUCAUUUUCUUCAUGUUUGGCUAGGUCCUUCGGCUGUGCUCUUAACAUGGUGGCUACUUCAUUACACUCUGAAGAGAUGUUGCCCUUGAAGCAUUGGACUUCAGUUGCACAUAUUGAGGAGCUCAAAUCAUUAGGGUGCACAAUAUUGCACAAUGUGGAUGUCAAAGACAUGCAUGAGCAUGAUACACUGAAGACCAUGAGAUUUGAUCGAAUCGUCUACAACUUCCCCCACGCUGGCUAUUUCCUUCACCUCUCUGAGACACACAGAGAACUCAUUAGGAGGCAUAAAGAGUUGGUGAAGGCAUUUUUCACAAGCGCGUCGAAAAUGCUUUCUAAGCACGGUGAAAUUCAUGUAUCACAUAGAGAUGACCAUCCGUAUGUAAAAUGGGAGCUCGAGAAAUUAGCUAAUGAAGUCGACUUGGUUCUGAUUGAAAAAGCGGAGUUUCAGAAGUCGGAUUAUCCUGGAUACCACCACAAGAGGGGUGAUGGCAGAAGGAGCAACAAGUCCUUUCCUCUCAAAGAAUGCUUCACUUUCAAAUUCUCGACAAGUAAUUAGGUUGGAGGGAGAAAUAUGAUGAGGAGAAUUGGAUUAUAAACUUCCAUCGUGUUAAUUAUCUUGAAAAGUUUGAAUCAUGACCAAUUAAAAUGUCAAGAUUGGAUGAAUAGAAAUAUUGCGCUUUCGAACCACUGGAUAAAAUGUGUAUUAUGCAAUGAAAAUUGGACGGUCAACUCCA